AAAAUGAAGGCCCUUCUUCCCUUUUUCAUAUUUUCUGUUUUUAUUCUUUUUUGCACAUCAAAAGCCUCUCUACCGAAGAAUAUCAUUCAAGAGCAUAUUAAAAAACAUGCUGACUUCUCUGUGGAUCCGUGUGUUGAUUUCUAUGCCCAUGUGUGUCCAUGGAAAGUUGAAAGAUAUUUCAUGGAAGAUCUGAGCAAGCUGAAAGCUGGGAUGGUAGCAAAAUAUAGAAAAAAGCAUCCAAAAUUUGAUAAGUUUAAAGGGGAAGAUGCCUUCGCAAUAGCAGAAGCUCUGAAGCAACUUAACAUUGAGCAACUUAAAUCGGAAUGCAAACCCAGCAAACCUCGCCUUUCGUCGUUUUUCAUCAGCGCUCAGGAUAAUAGAACAAUUGAAAAUGUAGAUGAAGUAUUAUUCCCUGGCUUUGAAAAUUAUCCAUGUGAAGAAAAAGCAGCAAUAAUUAUAAAAGAAGUUGGAGAAAUCGAAGAUUAUACAACUACCCGUAGUGUUUUGGUCAGUGCUGUGAAUGGAUUCAUUACAAGUAAAUUGGUUGAAAAAUUGGAUGUAAAAGCUAGAAAGCUAUUCAAUAAGUUCAAAAGCGUGAUUUCAAAGGAAAUAAUAAAAACUCCAUGGGCGAAGAAUUAUAAAGCAAUUGAGCAAUAUGUUGAAGCGCUCAGCAAUAUCACUUUUCGAACUUUUGCUGAUGUUCGGAUCACUGUGAAAAAAAGCAUGGAGCUUUAUGAGAGCACUGAGAAAGAUUGUAGAAAAAAAUUAGACGUUGCAUUCUCUCAACCAACUGCAGAAUUAGUUUGCAAAGGUGUUGCUACAAGAAAAGCGGAGGAACUUCUGGAUGAACCCAUCGAAGACAUUUUCCCACAGGACCAAGCAGGAAUACUGAAAGACGUGUGGCAAAUGUUUAAUUCGUUUGAUAAUAGCGUUUACAUUGGAAAUGAGUUCCUGCUUCUUCUGAAUACGGACUACUUUUCUGAUUUGUACGGGAGCAUCGGGUUUUCAAUGAUCCAUGAAAUCAUGCACACAUUGGUAUUUGACGAUAACGAUCUAGACAAGCCACUUUCAAAACUUUGGACAAAAAAUGCAGAUUGUGUAAAGGAUCAAGCACUCAAAACAUGUGAAACGUUUCCGACUGUAACUGAAAUGCAUAACAUGAAACCAGCGUGUAAUACUACAGUAACAUUCGAAGAAGAUGCUGCUGAUUUAGCUGCGUAUCGAAUUGCGUGGAGAAUUUACGAAAACUCCUAUGCCAGAAAAACGGUUGUUCCGAACUAUGAGGCCCUUGAUAAAAAGCAAUUAUUCUUCUACGGAGCUGCAGUUUUCUUUUGCAAUCAGGAUGGAAUGUCCAGAGUUCCAUUUCAAAACCUUGCACAUUCAAACAACUACCAGAGAGUCAAUUCCUUGAUGUCUCAAAUGAAACAGUUCUCCGAUGCAUUUAAGUGUAAACCAACUGAUAAAAUGAUAACGAACAGAGCCAAACAUUGUGAGUUGUAUGGAUCAGGAUCGCCGAUGACUAGAAAGAAGAAUGCUGGAAAUUAUUAUUAACAUACUCUCUUCAUCGCAUAAAUAUCCAUAAAACUGCUAAUUUAG
This is a messenger RNA of Caenorhabditis elegans, 1596 nucleotides long. RefSeq names its product Peptidase M13 C-terminal domain-containing protein (gene nep-25). The record is from RefSeq and is marked reviewed. The coding region runs from base 4 to 1551 and encodes 515 amino acids. Gene Ontology annotation, biological process: proteolysis. Gene Ontology annotation, molecular function: metallopeptidase activity; metalloendopeptidase activity. NCBI's taxonomy places the organism in Eukaryota, Metazoa, Nematoda, Chromadorea, Rhabditida, Rhabditidae. The transcript is spliced from 10 exons.